AUAUAAUUUUCACAUAUUUCAAUUCCCCCUUGUGGGAACAAUUUUUUAAUUUUAAGCAUGUGUAUCGUUCAAAAUGUGUAUCGUUUAGUAUUAAAUUGUGGUAAUUUCCCUAUCAAUUAAUUUCUAUAAAUUAUAAACAUGAUGUGUAUGUCAAAUUGUAUUAUCACGAACGCGCAAUCUUGCCAAAUUGUCGGAAAAUUUAAAAGUUGAUGAAACGCUUUGGGGCUGGCCGAUUCUGGGUUGUGAAAAUUUACUUAUAAAAUAUUGUUGUUAAAAACAAGAACAUAUUUUACACACUUUCUGUAAAUCUCGUUUUUGUUGAAAGUGAAAUAAAUUGCGCUAAAUGGUAUUGUCCACUCGUCAGUUACUUAAAGCCUUGUUGCCCAUAAAUUCAGGUACACAGGAGUAGCCUUUCGAACAUCGUUUAGAGCAACUUUAUUUUCUGUCCGUAUGAUGGUGUCUGAUCCGAUAAUCAAUCAGAAGCAUCCGCUUUCAGAGGAUGAUGAGAAUAUUGUAACUAAGAAACUUUGCAUAGAGCCAAGGGUCAAAAGAAAAAAAUGUGCCAUAUUAUUGGCAUACUCUGGACAAGGAUAUUUAGGUUUACAGAGAAAUAAGGGUGUCAAGACAGUUGAAGAAGAAUUGUUGCUUGCAUUAAAAUCAAAAAAUUUAAUUACCGAUGAAGGUUUUGAACAAAUUCAAACUAUGCAAUUUCAACGUGCUGCUAGAACUGAUAAAGGAGUAUCUGCUCUGCGACAAAUAAUUUCACUUUUAUUACCCGAAGAUGUAGAUAAACAAGUUAUUAAUUCAGCUUUACCGGAACAAAUUAGAGUUCUAGACAUCAGAAGAGUAACCAAAGGUUUCAACAGUAAGAAUUCUUGUGAUGGACGAACAUAUUCGUACACAUGUCCAACUUUUGCUUUUGCACCAUCAGAAGCUACUAUUGAUUUUAAUUAUCGAAUUGAUGCCACUGUUAUUGAUAGAAUAAAUGAAGUUGUUAAGAGUUUCUUAGGAUGCCACAACUAUCAUAAUUACACUUCUAAAAAGAAACCAGGUGAUCCAAGUGCUCAAAGGUAUAUGGUUAGUUUUUACUGUGAUAAACCAUAUGAAAAAGAUGGUGUUGAAUUAAUAUCAUUAUAUGUUAGAGGACAAAGUUUUAUGCUUCAUCAGAUUCGUAAAAUGGUUGGUGUGAUCAUUGCUAUUUGCCGAGGUGUAGCCAAGCAUGAUGUAAUAGAACGUGCAUGGCAACCUGAUCGUCUUGAUUUACCUAUUGCUCCAGGUUUAGGCUUGGUAUUAGAAGAAGUUCAUUAUGAUAAGUAUAAUGGAAAAUUUGGCAAUGAUGGUAUGCAUGAGCGUUUAGAUUUUGUUGAGCUCAAUGAUCAAGUAUCUGAAUUUAGAGCUAAAUACAUCCUACCAACCAUUAUCAAAGUAGAAAAAGAAGAAAGCUCUAUGCAAUUAUGGCUUGAACAGCUACCAUUACAUACAUUUGAAGUACGUACAGAGCAUCGUCACUUGCGAACAGAUAUAAACGAAGUAAAUAGUCCAGGAUUAGCAUCUUUACAAGCGGCUGCUGAAUUAAUUGAAAAAGAGGAACAGCAUGCCAUUGAUACAAAUGGAGAAGUACCGCCUGAUAAUCUUUCAACACUUGCAGAUGCUGCUCAAGCAAUGAGUUCAGAUAAUAAUUAAGUUUGUAAGUUGAUUGAGAAAGGAGUGUACUACAUUAAUACUAGCAUAGAUUUAAUAUAUAUUUAUGUGUACAAUGUUUAAUAAUGAAUGAUAGCAUCUAGUUUGAACAAAAAAAAAACAAUUCAGCUAUAUGUCAGAUAAUUAAUAAAAAAUAAAAAUAAUAACAACUAAUUAUGUAGUUAUUAUUCUAUCAACUCUAAUAUGUUAAAACAAACAAAAUUAAAAUAACCCUUUAAAUUUGGAUCAAUAUCAUUAAUUGAUGAUUAAAACAAUUUAAUUAAAAACAUAAAUUUAUUAAAAGAACCACAUUCAUUAAAAUUAAGUCAUGGAGCAUCUUGAGUUAAUUCGCCCCAAAAUGAAUUUAAAAAUUGAAGUAGUUCCUCAAUUUUAAUUUAAAAUGCUCAAAAUAUUAGCAUUCUGCUAUCAAGCUUCCAUUUUUUUUAUUUUUAGUCAUAAUUUUUUUAUUUGAAUUUUCUGUAUCGGCCCAUAUUGUGUGUACCUACUAUUUUAUUUAUAUUUUAACAACAGAAACAUGAGUUCCAAGUAUUUUUAAAUUUUAGAAUUUUGAUCUGAAUAUUCAUUGAAAAAAUCCAUUAUUGUACCUCGAUUUGUAUUUGAGCAUGUUCUCAGACCUGGUUUAUGGAUACAAGAUGAUUUCUAUUGUUUUUUGUAUGUCCACCAAGUGUUAAAUUUCCCAUAUCAUAAAAGACAAAAUCAAUUGUUCUCAACUAUUUUUUCAAAACCUUUCUACAAAAAAAAAACAUAAACAUUCCUUGCAUUAAAAUCUCAUAAAAAAAUUGUAUAAUAUUACUUAGCAUUGUGAAGGUCCAAAGUACUAAUUAAUAUAGUUAUGUCCCUAUAAUAAUUUGAGUAACUGCAAGCUUUACAAGUAAUAAUUAAUUUACUUUAAAAUCCAGGAUUAUAAGAAUGUAAUGAGACUUCUAAAGUUAAAUGUCUUCAUUGAACAUGUUUAAUGAAUUAAAGUUUAUUAAGUCUUCUCUAAUUACAUACAAAUUAAAUAAUGUUCACUGAAUAGAUACAAAAAAAAUAAUCCAUUUUCAAAUGUGCAUGUGCUCUGUUGAGCAUGCCAUAUUAUUAAAAUGUAUGGUACAAUAAGGUUUGACAAUUAAUUCAGCAAUACAAUUUUCAUCAAACUUCUCACUUUUGAAUUUUCUCUAUGCUGCCUAAGGGCUAAGUACCAUUUCUUAUAUCAAUAGGAAGAGACACAUUUAAAUGAUCACUGUUACUUUUUAUAACUUGUAUGUACUUAUUGCGUAAUAUGCAUGAGUUGUUACUGAGGUGAGCAAGAUUUUUAUAAAACAAUUUAAGAAAGAUCAUGGAUGUGCUUUUCGUAUCAAUAAUAUCACAAAUUUAACAAUCAGAACAAGUCCCAAAAAGCACAAAUUAAAUAUAUUGAGUACUUGUAACCAGCCAUCUCUGCAAAUAACGUUCUAAAUGUGCUAAAAUGCAAAUUCAAGAGAUUCCCAUACCAAGUUUGAAAGAUGUUUAAAACAAUAUGGCUACUUUUUAAUACAAUUUUAAUUUCCAUUUAAAAUUAUUAUAACUUAUGUAGAUCUGUUCCUAAUUUAAAUAUAAUAUUAUAAUAGGAACCAAUCACUUUCCGUUUAAUUCUCUAUAUUGAAAAUUAUGGAAAAAAAAAAUGUGUGACAUAAACAAUUACAUCUAUACUAAAUAAUACUAAUAAUAAUUGGUUGCUGAACAUAGAAAUGUAAUUUAUUCUGGAACUCUGGGUGCCAAUUAUCUUUGGAAUGUAUGUACUUUACAGGUUGUGCAGUGAGGAUAUACCCAUGAAGAUGAGCCUAUUACUUUCUAUAGAGGGGGACUCGCCGCCUGGACAAAAACCAAUUUUUUGCUGUUGUACCUAUAAACUAAAAAAAAUGAUUAAUAAUCAUGAAAUUAAAAUGUUGAAAGAUCAAAAUUGUUAGAAAUGUAGUCCUUGUCCUUGUGAGUAUUAAAAAAAACAGAUUUAUGAUAUAUUUAUUAUCUUGGGAGAUACCUCCAUUGGGAAAUCCUUGCAGGACACCCUAUAUAUAGCAGAUAUCUAAAAAUAAAGACAAAACACGUUUGUUUUUCUUCUGCUAUUCAUAUAAUAAAAUCUUGCCCCUUUUUUUAAAAACUACCGCAAGAAGAUAAUUCACCUAUCAAUUGCUGAUUAUGAUAAUUGUUCUGAAAUGUAUAUUUUAUAAAUACUUAAUUAUAUAUUAUGUGUGUAAUAAAAUUAACUGUUAGGAGUAUAACUGUUGUUUUUGUACCCAACAAAAUGUUCCUAACUAAAUUAAAUUGUCUCUUUGAAUUAUUGCAAUUUUCUGGAUGUUGGUAACUAAUGAUUUUGGGUAAAUUUAAUUUGUAUAUUUGCAAUCAAUGUUAUUUUUUAUAAUGUUCAAAUUGUAAGAAAUGUAUCAAAAAUAAAUGAUGAAAAGUAUUUUGUUA
Myzus persicae (green peach aphid) is the source of this 4134-nucleotide messenger RNA. RefSeq names its product tRNA pseudouridine synthase A, mitochondrial (gene Pus1). The transcript has 7 exons. The coding region runs from base 451 to 1683 and encodes 410 amino acids. Lineage: Eukaryota; Metazoa; Arthropoda; Insecta; Hemiptera; Aphididae. Gene Ontology annotation, cellular component: nucleus. Gene Ontology annotation, biological process: tRNA pseudouridine synthesis; mRNA pseudouridine synthesis. Gene Ontology annotation, molecular function: pseudouridine synthase activity; RNA binding. The record is from RefSeq and is a predicted model, not a curated record.